CGGAUAGCCGCGCUUUUUUCCUUGGUUGUGCUUUUGGUUACUUACGGUAAGAUGGACCCGCAGUGUCCACUAAAGGAUCAGGUGAUCCACUAACUACGAAGCGAAGGCUGACUGGGGAAAAUGCAAAAUGACAUAUAGCAAAUGUCGGAGCAUAAUUCAUUCACAUUGUCGGCUCACAUUUGGAUUUAAAUCGCACCGCUGGAGCUCCAAUGUGACGAUGGCUCGUUAGGGCUGGCGGCGCACUUGCGAUUUUUUUUGAUAUUUUAAUUUAUGAGAAAUCACAUUCACAGACAAAUAUUGGUUUCAACAUGGGGCUGUGCUACAGUUUGCGUCCCCGGCUCUUCGGGGACCUGAGCGGGUCUAUCUCCAACGCUACCUCGGACUCGGACCAGCCUCCGGACGCCGCCGUGCCGGCUCGCGCUGGGGGAGCUCGCCAGGAGGACACCGGGGGAUGCGGGGAGACUUCGUCGCUACGCGGCGGCGGCGGCGGCCCGGUGCGCCCCGGGGACCCUGCCAGGCUCCCGGCCGGGGAGCACCGCCGUGGAGACACCGGUACAGACGGUGUGCUCAUACAAAACGGUGGCGGUGGCGGCGGAGGAGGAGGUAGUGGUAAGGGGACAGGGAAGGACCGUGGUCGACGCUUACAGCUGCUUCAAAAGACUAGCACCCAAAAGCAGAAAAACUGGGACAAAUUGCUGGUGGAGGAGAAGGAGGCCGAGAAGGAGGCGAAGAAAGUCAGUAAGAAUAUUGACAGGACGCUGAAGGAGCUCAAACGGGAGUACAAACAGACGCAUCGGCUGCUGCUACUCGGUGCGGGAGAGUCCGGAAAAAGCACCAUUGUGAAGCAGAUGAGGAUUCUACACGUCAACGGCUUCAACGCAGAAGAAAAGAAACAGAAAAUACAAGAUAUUCGAAAAAACGUGAAGGAUGCCAUAGUGACUAUAGUGUCUGCGAUGAGCACUUUAAUACCCCCAGUCCCGCUAGCCAACCCAGAGGACCAAUUCAGAAUCGAAUACAUCAAAAGUAUAGCACCUCUCUCGGACUUUGACUAUUCACAGGAGUUCUUUGAUCAUGCAAAGAAGCUGUGGGACGACGAAGGAGUGAAGGCGUGCUUUGAGAGGUCCAAUGAGUACCAGCUCAUCGACUGUGCACAAUAUUUCCUGGACAGAAUUGACUCUGUAAGACAGAACGACUACACACCCACAGACCAGGACCUGCUACGCUGCCGAGUGUUAACUUCAGGGAUUUUUGAGACGAGGUUCCAAGUAGACAAAGUGAACUUUCACAUGUUUGAUGUUGGAGGCCAGAGAGAUGAAAGGAGAAAAUGGAUCCAGUGCUUUAACGACGUCACUGCUAUCAUCUUCGUGGUGGCCAGCAGCAGCUACAACAUGGUAAUAAGGGAAGACAACAACACCAACCGGCUACGGGAAGCCCUGGACCUCUUCCGCAGUAUUUGGAACAACAGAUGGUUACGCACUAUAUCGGUCAUAUUAUUCCUGAACAAGCAGGACAUGCUGGCUGAGAAAGUACUAGCUGGAAAAUCCAAAAUUGAAGACUACUUCCCUGAAUAUGCUCGCUACACCAUACCAAAUGAAGCAACUCCUGAACCCGGCGAGGACCCAAGAGUGACAAGAGCUAAGUUCUUCAUUCGAGACGAGUUUCUUCGGAUCAGCACUGCGAGCGGCGACGGCAGACACUACUGCUACCCCCACUUCACCUGCGCUGUGGACACAGAGAACAUCCGGCGGGUGUUCAACGACUGCCGGGACAUCAUCCAGAGAAUGCACCUGCGGCAGUAUGAACUCUUGUGAUGGGAGACCGCCUCCGUCAGCCUUCUGUGUUUUUUCUCCACCAUUCUGCAUCCUUGGCGAACCCUUCCUCCUCCUCCUCCUCCUCCUCCUCCUCCUCCCUCACCCCCCCCCCCCCUUCCCCAAAGAGACCCCUUACCACCCCUCCUGUUGAGGACUAUGAAGUACUACUGAAGUGUGUCAAAUCCUCUUCCUCUUCUAAACUUCUUAGCUUUUUGUACUUCUUAUUUUUUCUCUGAGACAGAUUCAUGCCCAUUUCGCCCAUGUGAAAGGAAGUUUUGGGGAACAAAGUUGGUGCGUGCCGCUAAGUUUUUUCUUUUUUCUUUUAAUCCUUUUGAAUGCCUUGAUUUUUGUCAUUCCACUAAGCCUUGGGCUACCUCCUUUUUUCCCCUUUGUUUUCCUCUGAUUUUUGGCUUCGUUGUUGGACCUGGACUGGUGGGUGUUGAAACAUAAAACACACCUACAGGACCUCAGUGUAGAGGCAAUGUGUGUGUGUGUUAAUGUGUGUGUGUGUGAUGAAGAGAAGGAGGAAUGCCAUGUGAGCGAACGUGUGUGUGUGUGUGUUGAAGUUCAUGUCGCCUGCUGGUUUAAGCUGGCAUCACCACCAUGACCUUUGUCCCCUCUACUUUCUUCUUUUUUUUUUCUUUUUUUUUUUUUCCUUUGGCCCCUCUGACCCGCUUCUUGUCUCCGCAUGGACGUCGACUGGACGGCGCCAAAACCAGAGAGACGGCCAGGAGCGUAUGGAGGGGAGCCGAGUGGAUGAAGAGAUAAAUGCACUUUGCAUCAGGUUCCUUAAUAACAUUUUUUUCAGUUGUUUUUUUUUUUUUUUUUUUUUUUCUCCAGAGGAAGCAUACACACAAUGUAGCAUCACAAUAUUUAUUACCCUGUCACGAUGUUAGCUUGCCGAGCUGCAGGGUGCACCGAGCAUCCGAGAGACGUGUGGAGCGAAAGAUUUAAAAAAAAAAAAAAAGUGGGAGAAGUGGGGCAGGAAACACAACGACACAAAGAAGGAUUUGAAAUGAAGGAAAAGGGACUGAGCUCUCUGCACCUUAGCCCUGCUGCCUCCACGGAGUCGGACCCGCCUCCUUUUUUUUCCCACACAAACCAUCCUUUUAGCGUAGAGAUACUGAUGGGAGGGGAGGGAGGGGGACGGGAGAGAGAAAUGUAUUGUUCCUUUUUUUUUUUUUUUUGUUAACUUGUACACUGUGCAAGGUUGAAUUAUCCUGUACAGACUGUAAAAUGUAAUAUUAUUUUGUACAACUUAAUUGAAAGAAAAACAAAUCUACUUGUAGAUCUUUGUGCCUUGAUUAUGGCUGUACCUGUAAAUGAGCUCAGAUGUAAGUAUGUUUUUGACUGCGCUGUACAGCUUGAUGUCAAUCUCUAUCAGCAGCGGAAGACUGCGGGUAGAGGACUUUCUCUGUAGAGUUUAGUUUUUUCUGGUUUAUAAAAAAAAAGAGGAAAUGCUGUUUAGUAAAAAAUAAAAAAUAGGGAAAAAAUCCUAAAAACCUGUAUACAUUAUGCAAAUUAACCACUUACCUGCAGUGAAGACCAGAUGUUGCAGCGCCAUGCCUUUUGUAUUUUGUUGGUUUUAUUUUUUCCUCCUUUUAAUUUCUUUCUUCUUUUUUUUUCUUUUUUUGAAUUCACAGCUUUAAACAAACAUUGGAAAUCCAUUUAAAGUGUCCAAAUUGCAACCUGGUGUUGUUUUAAUAGGAACCAACGUUUUUUCGAUAUGAAGUGUGUCUGAGAUCUGUACUGAUGUGCGUGCCUGUGCGCAUGUGUACAUAAAACAAACAUAGACUCACAGACGCAUUGUGUGUGUGCGUGUGAGAGGGCGAGCGUGCGAUGUGUGUGUAAAAUUUUAUAAAUGUAUGUACAUGUAAAUUUAUAGGUCUAUAUAAAUAUAUAUGUACAAUUAUACAUGUUUAAUUAUGUGUGUGCCUAGGUGUACAUACCUAUGUAUGUAUACGGUAAAUAUGUAUACAUACACACAUAGGAAAGCAUGUUUAGAAUGGAGAUGAAUAAAUGAGAGCGUGCAAUAUUAGUAAUUCUUUGGUCCUUUGGAGCCACACUGAUGGCACAGGCACUAUGAAUGUGUGAGCAGCACCCAACAAGACAAGCUCUUCUCCUUGUACAAACAGCAUCAGCCUUUUCUUCUGCUACAGUACACGUCUAUCCCCAACAGAGAGUGAACUGACUGGAGGUGCAAAUACCUUGUUUGGCCUAGGAGGAUGAUUAAAUGACAUUUUUAUUUUCUUUAAAUAAAGAGGCACAUUAGAGGACUUUGCUUUAUUUCCA
This is a messenger RNA of Labrus mixtus (cuckoo wrasse), 4103 nucleotides long. Its product is annotated as guanine nucleotide-binding protein G(olf) subunit alpha. Gene Ontology annotation, biological process: adenylate cyclase-modulating G protein-coupled receptor signaling pathway. Bases 309 to 1811 code for a protein of 500 amino acids. Lineage: Eukaryota; Metazoa; Chordata; Actinopteri; Labriformes; Labridae. The transcript is spliced from 12 exons. The record is from RefSeq and is a predicted model, not a curated record. Gene Ontology annotation, molecular function: G protein-coupled receptor binding; GTPase activity; GTP binding. Gene Ontology annotation, cellular component: heterotrimeric G-protein complex.